AUUAUUUACAAAAUGUAAUAAAAAUUUGUAAGGUCGAAAAUGAGAAUAAUUUUAGUGUUAUUUUGUUGUUGGACCUGGGCCGGCAAAGGCAAUGGGCCUGGCCCAAACCCAAAACUAUUUGAAGUUUGAAUUGCCCUAUCUGAAAUGCGAUCCCUCUCGUUCUCCCGAGUCCCGCGCUUCAAGCAAUGGUGCGCUGUAGUCUGUUGCAACAGAAUCGCGACCCCUUCAAUGGGAGUCGACUGUAUUUGGAAAAUGACCGGCGGCAGCGGCUGAGAAGCCGGUGAACCACCGAAGGAUAGGAUCCCCUCCGGUAUAAAAUCCCACCGGAGUCCCCAUUCAUCUUCAUCCAUUCCAAACAGCCCUUGGGAGUACCCAAGGAGGCGGCAAUAGUUUCUCAAUAAAGAAAUAAAAAAUAAAAGAAAUAAAGAGGAUAAUGAAAGGCUCGGGCUGCUGUUUGUUCAUUUCUCUUCUUCUUCUCCAAUCUUUUUCGUUUUUCGCUUCGGCUCUUUCCGAUGCCGAAGCGUCGUCCAUUGCCCGCCGCCAGCUUCUAACCUUUCUCGAGACCGAUGAUUUGCCCGACGAUUACGAGUCCACGGUUGUGGUGACUGAAACCUUUCCCAAUUCCAGGCUCCGACGGGCUUUCAUUGCCCUUCAAGCCUGGAAGAGGUCAAUUUACUCCGACCCUUUAAACACCACCGCCAAUUGGGUCGGCGCUGAUGUCUGUUCCUACACCGGAGUUUUCUGUACCUCUGCUCUGGACGACCCCAAUGUCCAAGUCGUGGCCGGAAUUGACCUCAACCAUGCCGACAUUGCCGGUUACCUCCCCGUUGAGCUCGGUCUACUGUCGGACAUCGCAUUGUUUCACAUCAACUCCAACCGAUUCUGCGGCCUUAUCCCGCCGAGCUUCGAGAGGAUGAUUCUCCUUCACGAGCUCGACGUUAGCAACAACAGAUUUGUGGGCCCUUUUCCUGAAGUCGUUUUGAGGAUUCCGAAUUUGAAAUUUCUGGACAUUAGAUUCAACGAUUUCGAAGGGAAAUUGCCUCCUGCCCUUUUCACCAAGGAGCUCGACGCCAUUUUCCUCAAUAACAACAGGUUCACCUCCCACAUUCCUGAGAAUUUCGGCGACUCGCCUGCGUCGGUGAUCGUGAUUGCCAAUAACAACUUCACGGGGUGCAUUCCGACAAGCAUUGGGAAAAUGGGGAACACGUUGAACGAGGUUUUAAUGUUGAACAAUGCGCUUGGUGGUUGCAUCCCUGGUGAGCUUGCUCUGCUUGGAAAUGCGACGGUUUUCGAUGUUUCUUCGAAUCAAUUGAGUGGGAGCUUGCCGAUGAGCUUAGGUGGGUUGAAGAAAGUGGAGAUUAUUGAUGUCUCUUCCAAUAGUUUGACUGGUGUGGUGCAUGGAGGCGUGUGUAAUUUGCCUAAAUUGGCUGUGUUCACAUUCGCUGAUAAUUUGUUUGAUGGCGAAGACAAUAGGUGUGUGCCUCAGAAUAGACAGGAUGUUUGGUUGGAGGAUGCUGACAAUUGUUUGCAAGGGAGGCCUAAGCAAAAACCGGCGGAGACUUGUAGUUCAGAGAUCAGCAAGGCCGUGGAUUGCAGUCGGGUUAAGUGCGGCGGAGGUUUCUCACCACCACCACCCGUAGCCUCACCACCACCACCACCACCCGUUGCCUCACCACCACCACCACCACCCGUUGCCUCACCACCACCACCGCCCGUUGCUUCACCACCACCACCGCCCGUUGCUUCACCCCCACCACCGCCCGUUUUCUCACCACCACCACCCGUAGCCUCACCACCACCACCACCACCCGUUGCCUCACCACCACCACCACCACCCGUUGCCUCACCACCACCACCGCCCGUUGCUUCACCACCACCACCGCCCGUUGCUUCACCCCCACCACCGCCCGUUUUCUCACCACCACCACCCGUAGCCUCACCACCACCACCACCACCCGUUGCCUCACCACCACCACCACCACCCGUUGCCUCACCACCACCACCGCCCGUUGCUUCACCACCACCACCGCCCGUUGCUUCACCCCCACCACCGCCCGUUUUCUCACCACCACCACCCGUAGCCUCACCACCACCACCACCACCCGUUGCCUCACCACCACCACCACCACCCGUUGCCUCACCACCACCACCGCCCGUUGCUUCACCACCACCACCGCCCGUUGCUUCACCCCCACCACCGCCCGUUUUCUCACCACCACCACCCGUAGCCUCACCACCACCACCACCACCCGUUGCCUCACCACCACCACCACCACCCGUUGCCUCACCACCACCACCGCCCGUUGCUUCACCACCACCACCGCCCGUUGCUUCACCCCCACCACCGCCCGUUUUCUCACCACCACCACCCGUAGCCUCACCACCACCACCACCACCCGUUGCCUCACCACCACCACCACCACCCGUUGCCUCACCACCACCACCGCCCGUUGCUUCACCACCACCACCGCCCGUUGCUUCACCCCCACCACCGCCCGUUUUCUCACCACCACCACCCGUAGCCUCACCACCACCACCACCGGUUGCCUCUCCACCACCACCACCGGUUGCCUCUCCACCACCACCACCGGUUGCCUCUCCACCCCCACCACCGGUUGCCUCUCCACCCCCACCACCCGUAGCCUCUCCACCCCCACCACCCGACAUCGUUCUUCCACCAAAUUUGGGCUUCGAGUACUCAUCACCGCCUCCACCAUUGUUCCCAGGCUACUAAAUAAAACGUGACAAAUCAUCGGACUCGCCUCUCUAUUUUAACAUUUUUAUUUCCAUCGUUAUGAGUGUCAACAAAUUAAACUAAAAAAAAAAAAA
Messenger RNA from Cucurbita moschata (crookneck pumpkin), 2829 nucleotides. RefSeq names its product leucine-rich repeat extensin-like protein 3. NCBI's taxonomy places the organism in Eukaryota, Viridiplantae, Streptophyta, Magnoliopsida, Cucurbitales, Cucurbitaceae. The transcript has 3 exons. Gene Ontology annotation, molecular function: protein binding. Bases 434 to 2734 code for a protein of 766 amino acids. The record is from RefSeq and is a predicted model, not a curated record.